Messenger RNA from Closterium sp. Yama58-4, 447 nucleotides. The record is from the annotation of a GenBank genome assembly. NCBI's taxonomy places the organism in Eukaryota, Viridiplantae, Streptophyta, Zygnematophyceae, Desmidiales, Closteriaceae.
AUGCGCGUUUUCCGCGCCAGCGAGACGGACGACACGCCGCGCGAAGGCAGCGAGACGGACGACACGCCGCGCGAAGGCAGCGAGACGGACGACACGCCGCGCGAAGGCAGCGAGACGGACGACACGCCGCGCGAAGGCAGCGAGACGGACGACACGCCGCGCGAAGGCAGCGAGACGGACGACACGCCGCGUGAAGGCAGCGAGACGGACGACACGCCGCGCGAAGGCAGCGAGACGGACGACACGCCGCGCGAAGGCAGCGAGACGGACGACACGCCGCGCGAAGGCAGCGAGACGGACGACACGCCGCGCGAAGGCAGCGAGACGGACGACACGCCGCGCGAAGGCAGCGAGACGGACGACACGCCGCGCGAAGACAGCGCGCGGGAUGGGAGGCGCGACGGUGGCGCUGCUUCCAGCAAGAUCCAGGCUCCUCCCGGUUGGUGA